AUGGCCCCAAUACCGCUACUCCCUGCUUGGGAACCAGUAGAGGAAGCAGGCCUCGCCAAGGCCAUCAUCUACGUCUCCAUCUCAGUAUCAUUGACGGCCAUCAUAGUUGUCGGCCUCAGGCUAUGGACGAGAAUAAAAGCAAAAUGUAUCGGCAUCGAGGACUGGCUCAUUUCGGCAGCGCUGCUUGUCGGCCUCAUCCACCAGGGCUUGGCGUCGAACGGAGUACAUUCGGGUCUGGGUGUCUAUGAUGAUCGCAUGCCGAGUCGAGCUGUAUACCUGCGUGGUCGCAAGAUUGUAUUUGUCUGGCACUUCAUCUACAUCGUCGCCUGGAUACUCGUCAAGCUUAGCGUCUGUGCAGCAGUCCUGCGCAUCACCUCCCAUCAACGACGGAGGUAUAUCAUCUUUGUCACCAUGGCACUCAGCUCAACUACAGGCGUCGCCUUUAUCAUCGGCCUGCUCGCUCAGUGCUCACCGCUUGACUCUCUGUGGAGUCCAGACAUGUCAGAGGCGGCCGAGUCCCGCCGGAGGGGGGCUGGUCGAAUUGUUGCGGCGGUCUUCUACCUCGUUUCGGCUGUCAACAUCAUCUCUGACCUGGUAAUCGCCUUGUUCUCCAUCUUCAUACUCAGGCACGUGCGUAUGAAGAGGUACAUGAAGGUUUCCGUCGGCGCAGCCCUUUCUCUAGGAGUCUUGGCAUCUGUCGCGACAAUUGUCAGGCUUCCGUAUAUAUCCACCUACUACACUGUGGAAAACUAUUUGCAUUCCAUGGGAUACAUCGUCCUCUGGUCAACCGUUGAAUCAGGCGUCUCCAUAAUAGCCGCCUCGCUGCCCAUGCUCUUCAAACUGGCCAGCAGCGCAACAUCCCUGAUCCUGCAAGAAAACGGUGUCCAGGUGCCGGCAAGGCAACAAAAUCACGAUCGCUUCACCUCCAGUCGCGGGCCCGCGCAAGCGGCAGAUCUCAUCACCAUCGGUCGCAUCAGGUCGAAACGCGGCCCCGCAUACGACAGCUACCUCAGCUUUACAAUCGUGGAGACGGACGAUCUCCGACCACCUGACAGGGCUGCGCUGCGGAGAAGCGACGGGAGCUUGCGAUCGUCCUUUGAGACGGGGACCUCCACCGUCAAUCCGUCCUCGGCCAGGUCGAGCAGUGCCCUAUGCGAGGAACCUGGUGUUCAGAUGGCGGCGCCUGGUCAGGGUCUAAUUCGGCCCGCGUCUACCCGAAUCUAA
Pyricularia pennisetigena is the source of this 1224-nucleotide messenger RNA. RefSeq lists its product as uncharacterized. The transcript is spliced from 3 exons. Bases 1 to 1224 code for a protein of 407 amino acids. Lineage: Eukaryota; Fungi; Ascomycota; Sordariomycetes; Magnaporthales; Pyriculariaceae. The record is from RefSeq and is a predicted model, not a curated record.